Molecule: messenger RNA, 1757 nt
Organism: Ornithorhynchus anatinus (platypus)
Lineage: Eukaryota; Metazoa; Chordata; Mammalia; Monotremata; Ornithorhynchidae
Gene: NECAB3
Product: N-terminal EF-hand calcium binding protein 3
Exons: 13
Coding region: 141-1220 (359 amino acids)
Biological process (GO): regulation of amyloid precursor protein biosynthetic process
Cellular component (GO): cytoplasm; Golgi cis cisterna; endoplasmic reticulum
Molecular function (GO): calcium ion binding
Source: RefSeq, a predicted model, not a curated record
CGGAGCCCGCAGCCCCUGCCCGAGUGUGCAGGCCCGGGGGCCCGCGCCUCCCUCCUCCGCCCUGCCCUGCCCUGCCCUCCUCUCCUCUCCUCUCCUCUCCCCGCUCCUCCCCUCCUCCUUCCCCGCGGCGGCCCAAGACCAUGUCAUGUGCCCAGCUGCUGACCAUGUGCCUGCUCAGUGCCCAGCCUCCUGCCCGCCUCGUCUCCCCUCCUCCUCCUCCUCCGCCUCCUCCGCCCGCAGGCCUCACCCUCUUCCAGGACAUUUUCCGCCGGGCAGACAAGGACGAUGAUGGGAAGCUGUCCUUCGCCGAGUUCCAGAACUAUUUCGCGGAUGGGAUUCUCAGCUCCGAGGAGCUGCGGGAGCUGUUCAGCGGAGUCGGCCAGCAGAGCCCAGACAGUCUGGAAACAGAGAAGCUCUGUGAUUAUUUCUCUCGGCACCUGGGGGAGUUCAGAUCCGUCCUCUCGGCCCUGGAGGCGUUGAACACGGCGGUCCUCACCGCCAUGGACGCCACCAAACUGGAGUACGAGUGGGCUCCCAAGGUGAACCAGUUCGUGACCCGGUUCUUGCUGCGGGAGACGGCGAGCCAGCUUCAGUCCUUGCACCUGUCUCUGGAGUGCGCCUCCGAUUGCGUGGAGAGCCAGGCUGGCCGCGGGAGGACGGACGUGGGGACACCGGUGGCCCCGAGCAGCCCGAGGCCCGGCAGGAGGAGUGGGCGCCGAGCCCAGAAGACCGCCCGCCCGGACCCCACGGCCCCUUCUUCCGAGACCUCGCUGGCAGUGGCCUCGGUGGACGGCGGAUGCCAGUGGACAUCUCAGAUCCUCCGUCUGCAGCGGCUGAUCGACCAGCUGGAGUGGAAGAGCCGGAGGUUGGAGCUGCCGAAAGGGGAAGCUGUUUGCAAAGAGGCAAAUCUGCUCAUCCUGGUCGUCCAGAGGAGGAUCUCGGUGGCCCCAGCGGGUUUGAAGCAGUUUCAUCAGGCCCUGCGUUGCUACACCGACGUCACCGCGGCCCAGAGCCGCUGCCUGCGAGUGUCAACCCAGAGGCUGGCGGAUGAGUCCAGCUUCCUCCUCUACGAGUUCUGGCAGGACGCAUCCUCCUGGAGCAGUCACUCGCGGACCAGCUGCAGCAAGGCGUUCCAGAGGGUCCUCGUUGACCUCCUGCGGACUCCGGAGAUCCUGACCACCAUGCUCUUCCCAGCCUCCUGGUGGAUCAUGAACAACUGAAGCUUCCUACAAGUAGGCCUGCCGCCCGGGGGAGGACAGGUCUCUCCCUCCGGACCCCGCGACCCCUACUGCCCUGUCCCUGCCACCAAGGCCACCCCCCUCUCCCCGGCCCAGGUCACGCCUGCCCUUCUCGGAGCCUGCGGAAGAGGAAUAAGAGCUGGGGUCCAGGGUGGGGAGGGGGCCGGGGAGGAGGUGGUCAGGGUUCCUUCCGUGUCACCUGUGUGGUUUUUAUUACCCGUUCUUAGUGCCAGCCUUCUUUCCCUCCUCCUCUUCGUCCCUCUCGCCUUUCCCUCCCUCCUCUUCCCCCACUCAUCCCUCCCCACCCAUACCAGAGGGAAUCAAACCGACUGGCUCUGGGAGUAGUCGGUCGUGGCCAACCACCCAAAUCCCUUCCCACGUGUGAUCGCGGCGAAGGAGCCGUUGACGUAACGCACAGCCUUUACUCCUCUUCUGCAUUUCCGAGUCCCUGCGUUACCUGCUGUAUGCGGAACACUGUAUUAAGCGUUUGGGAACGUGCAAUAAAGUUAGUAGGCAAAA